AUGUCGUCACCAACAAACUCGACAUUUACGGAUUCAUCACCGCCCCGUAGAAAUCGUUGGAAGGGAUCAGCUUCAACAUGGCACCAAAUCACCGAAGAAGAACGUGGUCUAGCGGCUUCUCUGGAUGAACUCCGGAAUAGAGAUUUGAGUGUUCAUUUAUAUAAUGCUUUCGCAUUAAAGAAGCGAGCCAAAAACUUCAAUGCCAACGAUGUUCGUGAUGAUGAAAGUGAAGAGCGAGACGAAUCGAAUGGCUUUGUGCCCUCUAAAAAAUGGACUGCGUGGCCGAUUGAGGCGACGGAGGUGCCGAGGGAAGGCGAGCAGAUAGGCCCGGACGAUGGAGAUGAAAUGUUUACUCUGAGAAAAAAGGAAGUCGUGAAAUUAAGUAGGGAUCUGGAAGAUAUUUUGAUGGGAGUCACGUUAAAACAUGCAAGAGACAGAUUUCUGGCAAAAGAGACUGCCGAAGAUCACGGUGGGCACGCAGCAGGUGACGAUGCAGAGGAAAUGAGCAUUGAUGAACCGCAACAAGAGCCAUUAGACGACGUUCAAGUCGAAGGAGAGAGUUUUAGGGAAUUGUCGGAGCCACCUCAGCAGACAAGUAUCCUCCGACCCGUGGUAUCAGCUGACGACGAGCGCUCUCAAGAUUUGCUACGACCAUCCAUCAGGCAUACACUUUCCAAAUUGGAUGGUGUCUUGAUGGCUUUGCAUCAUGCACGCGAGACUUGCCGACAAUAUGCCUCUCAGGCUGAAUCCGACACAGAUGUAGAGUCUCGUUCACGCGCAACUAGUAUCGCUGGUGAUGAAACAAAUAAAGAUUCGUCUGUAAAGAAAGCAGUUGGCAGGCCUCGCAAAUUCCAAUCUAUUGACAGUCCACUGCAGGAGUCUACACCGAACGGGAAUGGUCUCGACGAUCCAGACCUCUGGCGAGCAAAGACAACCCGCCGAGGACGGCCGAAGAAGGUUUAUGAAAGAUUAGAAGGAGAAACACAACAUGAAUAUCUCACUCGAAUUGCCAGAAUUCAGAAGAAGCCACUACCUGUUUUCGCCCCACCAAUCGAGCCAAGAAGACCUACUACACCCAAAAGAGGAACCACGCCCCGCUCAGUAUCUCCUCAAAAGUCACCGAAAAAGCUUUCAGAAAACACACGCAAGCAAAUGCUAGGUCUUAGGGAUUGGAGCGAGGUACUAGGUUCUGCUGCAUUGGUUGGAUUUUCGCCGAAUGUCAUUGCUAGAGCUACGCAAAGAUGUGCAAAUUUGUUUGGGGAGAGUAUGAUAAUGAGAACUAUGGUCGAGGGGCCUGCCGCAAGCGGGAGAAAUGAUUUGGUUAAAGAGUAUCAUCCAGGGAUGAUACCGGAUUUUGAUGAACCUGGGGAAUCUGGAACACGUCCGGAUGAAUUCGGAGAAUUUGAAGAUGAAUCAUCGAAUUCAGCAUCCGAUACCGAAAAUGUAAAAAAUGAAGGAUCUACAACCGUAAAGCAUAGAGUUUAUUACUGCCCUGUUGCAAAAUGUCAGAGAAACAAAGAAGGAUUUAAGACAGCAGCCAAGCUAUCGAAUCACGCUCAGACCGAACACAACUUCUCGAAGAAAAAUCUCGACGCUCUUCGUGUUGAUAGCGAUGAGGAGAUGUACGGAGCAGUGCAUACGGAUAGAUUUCUCAAGCCGAUUACGGGAAAGAGAGGCUGGCGGGGUAAUGAUAGAGAGAAAAGGAAACGAAGGAAAUUGGAGAUGGGAAGGCCGAGUGGAGACCAAGUAUCCGCGUCAAGUGAGGAUGAUGUUAAUGGAGAUGGAGAUAAAGAUGAAGAUGAAGUGUUAAAUUCAUAUUCGGAAUCUGAAUUGGAAGGACAGAAUGGGGAUGAGAGUGAAGAUGAAGAUGAAGAUGAGGAUGAAAAGGCUAAUAGCGGUCGGUGA
Molecule: messenger RNA, 1905 nt
Organism: Sclerotinia sclerotiorum 1980 UF-70
Lineage: Eukaryota; Fungi; Ascomycota; Leotiomycetes; Helotiales; Sclerotiniaceae
Exons: 1
Coding region: 1-1905 (634 amino acids)
Biological process (GO): N-terminal peptidyl-methionine acetylation
Cellular component (GO): NatB complex
Molecular function (GO): protein-N-terminal amino-acid acetyltransferase activity
Source: RefSeq, a predicted model, not a curated record